Messenger RNA from Manduca sexta (tobacco hornworm), 2487 nucleotides. It is a transcript of the gene MET1, whose product is annotated as aryl hydrocarbon receptor nuclear translocator-like protein 1. NCBI's taxonomy places the organism in Eukaryota, Metazoa, Arthropoda, Insecta, Lepidoptera, Sphingidae. Bases 240 to 1793 code for a protein of 517 amino acids. The transcript has a single exon. Gene Ontology annotation, molecular function: protein dimerization activity; RNA polymerase II cis-regulatory region sequence-specific DNA binding; DNA-binding transcription factor activity, RNA polymerase II-specific. The record is from RefSeq and is a predicted model, not a curated record. Gene Ontology annotation, biological process: regulation of transcription by RNA polymerase II. Gene Ontology annotation, cellular component: cytoplasm; aryl hydrocarbon receptor complex; transcription regulator complex.
CGUUGUUGGCACCACCGUGAAGGUGUCGUAAAGUGAUCAAAAACAUUAAAUUGCGCAAAAUUGUGUUAUUUCUAUUGAUAUGGAAUCGUAUAAACACGUUGUAUUAGUUUUCAAGCAGUUAUAAUACUAUAAAUGUUUAAAUAUAGUGCAGUGCUUAUCACGUCAAGGUUGCAUACCUACUGGUUUGGAAUGAUAUCAAACAAGGACGUUGUUUGCGAAAAGUGGUAUUGGACGGCAGAAUGACCUCUUCUGACGGAUCAGGUACGCGUCUUGGAAUGUAUACUGCCAUGAAUAGUCAAAUAGGAGUCGCCGGCCAAUCUGCAGAAUACCUGCCUCUUAGUGUACCAUCAACCGCCUUAAGUUAUGAUCUUCAAGCCGGCAGCUGUGGAGACUCUUCUUCAGAUUCGCGGUCUCCAGAGAUUCCCACCGCGAAGGCAAGUGACCGUGAGAUGCGUAUCAUAGCUGAGAAGCAGCGACGGAGCCAGUACAAUGCGCACAUCUCUCAAAUUACGUCUCUACUCUCUGACGUCGUCCAUUCUCAAAGAAAAGUUGAUAAGACCAGCGUAUUGAGACUUGCCGCAAACAAACUCCGGAAUGAGCACGUCUUUGGUGAUACCAUUAAAUGUUGUCACAUCGAAACUUGGUCUUCAGGUUUUCUAAAGUUUUUUGAUCUCAUUGGUGGAGUUAUGUUUGGUGUUACAUGCCGGGGACGUUUGUUUAUUGUAUCACCCAAUAUUCAAGAGAAAUUAGGCUACUGUCAUGUAGAUUUAUUGGGUCAGGACUUUUAUAAAUAUGUUCAUGAGAGGGAUCACGAAAUUCUCCGCCAUCAUAUUUAUCCCGCUGAACUACAAACAGGUUGUGAUAAGAGACUGUUUGAACAGCACCAUAAUUUCCAUAUCCGCGUCAUGAGGUCAGGAGCUAGAUCGGACCCUCCUCGCUAUGAACGAUGUCGUAUUGAUGGAGUGUUGAGGAGAUCAGACAAAGCUACUGCAAAUGGUGUGCAAGAUGAACAGACUAUAAGGAGGCAGAGGGUCAGAGUCAAUAAGACAUUUUCAUCCAGUGGUAAUGAUUUUGUCUUCAUUGGAAUGAUCCAUGUACUUUCAAGUAACUUGCCAGCUCGAAUCUUGCCCCCAACAGCAUAUUCAGAGUAUUGGACUCGCCAUUUGAUUGAUGGACGCAUCGUGCAAUGUGAUCAAAGCAUAUCACUGGCAGCUGGGUAUAUGACUGAAGAGGUCACAGGCACAUCUGCAUUCUUCUUCAUGCAUAAAGAAGAUGUACGCUGGGUGAUAUGUGUCUUGAGGCAAAUGUAUGAUGACAGCAGAGAAUUUGGUGAAUCUUAUUACAGGCUAAUGUCACGCUCAGGCCACUUCAUAUAUAUGAGAACUCGUGGUUUCUUAGAAAUUGACAGAGAAACUAAAAAAGUUCAAAGUUUUGUAUGUGUCAACAGUGUGAUUGGGGAGGAAUAUGGAAAGAAAAUGAUGGAGGAAAUGAAAAGGAAGUACUCGGUGAUUGUAGAUUUAGACAAACAGCAAAAUGAUAAAUUGCUAUCUAUUGAUGAUGUGCCUGUGGAACAUCCAAAGAGAUUAGAAAGAAUUGUAAUGCAUCUAGUGAAGCCAUCUUCCACUGAGAAUCUAGAUGAGCUGAAACUUGUUCCACCUUCAAAAGAAAACAUUAUUUCUGCAAUUAAAAGUAGUGAAAAAGUUGUUCAAGACACCGGGAUAAGGUUUGACUCCAGAAAAAGAAAAAAAUCAGAUUGUGAUGAUGACAAUGAAUAUUUAAAAAGGCAUAGUUAAUGUUUAUCUGUGUCAGUGUUUGUGAUUUAUGUUCCUAAGAUUAUUUUGUAAUUCACAUUUGGAUUGGUUAAUUAGUAGGCAGGUAUGGUACAUUUAAAUAAAUGACUGUUCUGUGAUGACAAAUGCAGUGAUGCAUGUCAUAAUAAAUGUAAGCUUACUAAUCAUCAUUCUAAGUGAGCUUAAUAUAGUUGAUGGACUUCAUUAGAUACAUUAAUGUUUAGGUUUCAGGUUCAUAUUAAGUGAAAUUUUCACUUAGGUGUUAUCCAUGAAAUAGUGUAUAAUAUUCAAUCUUGCCAAGGCCAUACUAUGAAUAGUUAGAUGUUAAAAUAAGUCACCGAAGGUUAAAUAGAUAAACACAACAUGAUGUAUAAUAAAUCAAAUUUUGAGUUAUACUUGUACAAUGGUAAAUAGGAGAACUUAUUUAAAAUUGAAUUACACAACUUGAUCAUACAUUUAAAAAAAUAUCUCUAGUAGUAAAACAUGAAUUGGCUCCUAAUCUAAUUUUAAUUAUAGAUUUUUUUAUAUGGGACUGAGUAUAAAAGUUUUUAUUAUUAUUUAGAAACUUAUUUCAUACACAUGCUUUAUUAUCUAACAAUUAUCUUUGACUGAUUUCAAAAAAAUUAUUACAUAUACAUAUAAAUAAAUCUAAGUAAUGGUCAAAUCUUCCAAAUGUAUUGAAUAAUUUAGAUGAAAA